AUGGCGACUUCUUCGUAUAGAAUAGGCGUUGAUGUGGGCGGCACAAACACCGAUUGUGCUAUAAUCGAUGUUACAGCUACCGACAAUACGUCGCGGGGUGUGUGUGCUUCUUGCAAAACACCAACCACGCCGGAUGUUACCUCUGGAAUUUAUACAGCUAUUAUCAAUGUAUUGGCCAAGUCAGAGGUCAAUCGAAAAGAUGUCCAAAGUGUCGCUAUUGGCACGACACACUUUGUCAAUGCGGUCGUAGAAGCUGAUCCGCGUCGACUCAGUAAGGUGGCGGUGGUCAGACUUUGUGGCCCAUUCACAAGAGCCAUUCCUCCUUUCACUGACUUCCCACAACGACUACGAGAGAUCAUGGAAGGGCCAAUUUUCUAUCUUGAUGGCGGUCUCGAAAUAGAUGGACGGGAAAUUUCCGCCAUCUCUCCCAACCAGAUCAAAGAUACAGUUGCCGAAAUCAAAAAGGCCGGCAUCUCCACCGUAGCCCUUGUUGGCGUGUUCUCACCUCUGGACCAUCAAGGAACCCAGGAGGAAGCUUGCAAGAAGAUGAUGCUUGAACUCGACCCGUCCUUGUCGGUCGUCUGCUCAUCUAAAAUAGGAAAUGUUGGACUUCUCGAACGAGAGAAUGCGACAAUACUAAAUGCCUCCAUUCUGAGCCUGGCCCGAAAGACCGCCCGCGCCUUUUGCAAGGCUAUGAAGGAUCUUCAACUGCAUUGCCCCUUAUUCUUGACGCAAAACGAUGGUACCCUUACAGACGCAGCCACCGCGGCUGAACUCCCGAUCAAGACUUUUGCCAGUGGACCAACAAACAGUCUCACUGGAGCUGCAUAUCUCGCAAAUCUGGAUCGAGGAAUGGGAAAUGAAGAAAUCGCUGCAGAUACUCAGAUUCUCGUCAUGGAUAUCGGAGGAACCACAACCGACGUUUGCGCUUUAUUGCCAUCUGGCUUUCCACGGAAAGCGCCGAACUUUGUUGAGGUUGGCGGAGUGAGGACAGCGUUCUCCAUCCCCGAGGUAUUGUCCGUAGGGUUGGGUGGAGGUAGUCUUGUCCGAGUAGAUGAAGCCUUGGAUACUGUUGCUGUUGGACCGGACUCGGUUGGUCAUCGGCUCGGAAGUGAUGCAUUGGUGUUCGGUGGUAAUAUCAUGACAUCCACGGAUAUCGUUGUCGCGAGUGGCAAUGCAGACCUUGGUGAUGCGUCCAAGGUCAAGCACAUUCCUGACACAGUGCUUGUCAAAGCACGAGACAAAAUUAAGAGAAUCUUGGAACGCACCAUCGAUGAUAUGAAGAUCUCUGAUCUGCCCGUGACUCUCCUUCUCGUGGGUGGUGGCUCUAUUGUUUGCGCGGAAUCUCUUAAUGGUGUGGCCAAAUGUAUAAUUCCACCUCACCAUGAUUCUGCUAAUGCUGUUGGAGCGGCAAUCGCUAAGGUUUCUGGAGAGAUAGAUGUCAUUGAGAUCCUGGAGAACCGAGACGAGAGAGCCGUGGUAGAAGCAGCCAAGCAGCAAGCCAUCCAGGCUGCGAUCGCGCGCGGAGCUGACAAGGAUGAUGCUAAAGUCGUUGAGGUGGAAAAAAUUCCACUUCAGUAUGUAACAAACAAGGCGAUAAGGCUAGUUGUUAAGGCUGUCGGCAAACUCAGCACCGCAAAUUUUGAAGGAAAUUCAGUAUCAGACCAGUCGGCCAACACAGACUGGAUGUCAAAUGAUCAAGAGAUAUCGAACCAGCAAACGGGCGACCAGAAAGCUUCAGCAACACCAAAGGAUGCUACUUUGCCGGCGUCCACAAAAGAUUUGACUCCUAUCCAAUUUGAUUCUUACAAGCCAGAGGUUGUGAACAACGUAUGGUAUCUCUCCGCCAUUGACCUGGAAUUCAUUGCUACUGGUACUGGAGUUCUCGGCACAGGCGGAGGAGGCCCCUCAUAUUUGCAGUAUCUUCAGUGCCUUCACUGGCUGCGAUCUCCGGAAUCGAAAGGACGUAUGAGAGUCGUGGCACCAGAGUACAUGAAGGACACGGAUGUAUGUGUGUUUGGAUCCUGGUACGGCGCACCAAGUGUCUCCAGCGAACGACUCCCGGCCGGAACGGAAAUUAUGACGGCCAUUAAUUACUCCGUCCAGUUGUCGAAGCACUCGCACUUUGAGGCAGUCAUCGCAGAUGAGAUUGGUGGUGGCAAUGGGAUGUCAACAUUUCCAACCUCCAGCUUCUAUGACAUCCCAGUUAUUGAUGGUGAUUUGAUGGGACGUGCAUAUCCCACAAUGGAGCAUGGAACACCAUACGUCUACGGAUAUCCGAUAACCCCUUGCACUUUAGCGGAUGCUAAGCAGAAUGUUGGCGUUGUGAUGAAUGCCGAAUCCAACAGUAGGGUUGAAGGAAUGCUGAGAUCUCAAUGCGUGAAUCUCGGGCUCAAAACUGCCGUCGCCGCUGUUCCCUUGAGCUGCGAUAUCAUCAAAGAAUAUUGCAUUCCGAACACAGUUUCCCAGGCAUGGUAUAUCGGCCGGGCGGUCCACCAAGCCCGUAGAUCAAAGACUGAUAUCGUGAAGUCGAUAUUCGCUACCUCGCCCGGAAAGCUGUUAUAUAGCGGCAAAAUCAUCGACGUCAAAAGAGAUGUUAGUCGAGGGUACACCAUGGGCCAAUGUACCAUUGAGCCCUUGACCGGUGACGAAAUAGAAAAUAUCAGCACUACUCAGUCCACGGAUGAACAAAAAGAGAAGCGCUGCAUAGUCAUCCCCUUCCAAAACGAAUUCUUAUACGCAGCGUAUGUUGACAACGCAAUCGAUGCAGAUGAUGCAUCAAAGCACGAUGUCAUCUGUACGGUGCCAGAUCUCAUCUCCGUGCUAGGAGCGGAUGGAGAGGCCAUUGGAUCUCAGGAAUUGCGAUAUGGACUCAGAGUGGAUGUGAUCGCUAUGGCAGCACAUCCUUUAUGGACGGGGGAUGAGAGAGGCUUGAGAGUUGGGGGACCCCAGGGAUUUGGGUUGGACAUGGAGUUUAAGAGUCUGGGCCCUUAUCAGAGACCGAGGAGUGUGAUUGAAGAGUUUAAUAACAUGUAG
Messenger RNA from Talaromyces marneffei, 3036 nucleotides. RefSeq lists its product as uncharacterized. Gene Ontology annotation, molecular function: 5-oxoprolinase (ATP-hydrolyzing) activity. The record is from RefSeq and is a predicted model, not a curated record. Gene Ontology annotation, cellular component: cytosol. The coding region runs from base 1 to 3036 and encodes 1011 amino acids. Gene Ontology annotation, biological process: glutathione metabolic process. Lineage: Eukaryota; Fungi; Ascomycota; Eurotiomycetes; Eurotiales; Trichocomaceae. The transcript has 6 exons.